UGCACGGUGCAACAGCAGCAGCAGCAGGAGCACGAGCCGGAGCCGACACCAGUCUGCAGUAGCUGCAGUCUCCUGGGUCAUUAACCUGUCGCAUGUGGGAUAACUGAAAAUAGACGGAUAUCUGCUUUUGUGGGAAUUAGAAGAGCGGAGACGACUCAGUUGUGAUUUUUUUGUAUGUGUCUUUUUUUCUCUUUUUCUGAAAGCUUUUGUGUUGCCAGGGAAGAGAAAGUCCGAGCAGCCAUGAUGGUUCAUCCAGUAUCUACAACAUCACUCAACAGCCACUUCUGACCAAACCUGAUUUAGCAAACCAAAGAUGUCAGCGUGCAGUGACUUUGCAGAACACGUGUGGAAACCCGGCUCUUGUAAGAACUGCUUCCACCCGUUCAGUGCGCACCCCAAGGCAGUCAGUGGCCUGGAAGUUAAUGUGCCAGCUACUUGUUUGAAGAGCAUCCCAGGAGGCGAUGAAGACGCUGGAGUAACAUCGCCUUCGCCCUACAGCAAGCCAACCAUAGCUGUCAAACCUACUAUGAUGAGCCUUGACACCAGCGAGUCGAUGACAGACAUCAACAUGAACAUAGAGCAGGAGAACACAAAGAGCCCAGUUGAGCGGUUGGGCCUGAAGACUCUAUUGGAUCUGUCUUCUCUUUACAUUGACAGUAAUGGCUGCAACAAGGUCCACAGAGAUGCGGUUCUGCAGAGUCCUGAAGCCAAAAUGGACUACAACAACUGCUUCUCUCUGGCGUCCUUAUCCCCCAACAUCUUGCCAAAAGACUCCAUGAUCAUCAGCAACAUUUUCGUUUCCCAGGAGGAGGGUAAAGGUCCGCAGAGUAUAAAGAAGAACGCAAAUGGAGACACCUGCAGGCAGCAGAAUACAUCCACUACUAGAACCAAGAGCACUUAUAAUGGAAUUGGUGGGAAUACUAGAGCAAAUUGUCAGGAAUCCCAUCAGGCAUCUGUGGAGAUACCUUUUUCUGUGGAUAUUGCCCCUUCCAGUCCAGCUCAUAGCAAUGGUAUCAGCAGUGCUGCUACUGGUACAACCAAGACCUCCAGCACUUCAACCACUUCCCCAACCACAGCUAGUAACAGCCAUAAUCCCCCACCGCCCCUUCACUCUCCUCCCGUCCUGACCGAACAGACCAGCUUUUCGGACUCCUCUUGUUCUUAUCGUAGCAGUAUAGAUUCACUUCCAGGGACAGAUGGGUCAGGAGCAAGACAAGUUAGGUCAGGGAGCCCCCAAAGCCCACCAACUAUGGGUAGCCCAAAGUCAGCUCCCAACUCUCCUAAUGGACAGCCAGACUCAGAGCCCAUUUAUGCAGAAAGCACCAAGAAAAAGCGCAGGCCACAAGGGGAUGGGGUGCAAUCCAAUCCCGUAUCCCCAAACCAGACUAAGAACUCACCCAAGGGCUCUGAGCCCUCUGGAGAGGGUCAUCGGGCCACCAUCACUGUAAUGGCAACUCACACAGAGGAGAACAACCGGACUUUCUACCUGAGCAGUCCAGAUUCAGCCAUCGGCACCCAAUGCCACUUCAGCCCAACAGCACGUAAAGACCCCAGCAGCCCGGCCUUCCGCUGGCCCAGCCCGAGCCACAGCGCUCCCUCUUUGGUCACAGAAGCGAGUCUUACCCCAGCUCUGCAUCCCAAGCCUCAGUCUAGCCCACCUAUUCCCCCAAAAAGGACCAGCCGUUCCCCCAAACUGGGCACCUCUAGCCUCUCACCGUCCAUCUCGUCCCCAGUCCCUCUUCCUGAUCUCCCCAGACUGGGCACCUCAAGCCUCUCACCAUCCAUUUCGUCCCCUGUCCCUCUGCCGGAACUCCCCAUGCUUUUCCUUGUCUCUGCCAGAGAGGGCCACUUCAAAGUCCAUGCAGAGAGCCACAGCACAUCGGUGUCCGAACGCUGGCACAAGCCCCACCACCACAGCUCUGGCUGGAACUGUCGCAUCGAGGAAGAAGAGGAGGAGGAGGAUAGAGAGCGGAAAGAGGAGGAGAAGAAGAAGUUGGCCGCCAACCCAGGGACAACCUCUCUGGUGCCAGGCCUGGUCAAUGGUGCCGCUGUCUGGAAGGGGGCCAAGGACCGAAAGGCCCACAGCAGCCCCCCUCCAAUGACAGAGCCAGGCACGGCCCCCCCGGCUGCCCCCAACAAUGGUGCCUGUCAGGGGGAGACUGAGGGCACCGGUGCAGAGGAGGAGGGCAAGCAGAACGGGAGCAUGCCGUCCAAGCAACUGUUGCAUGGCGGCUCAUCAGAGCUGCUGGCAGCGGGAAAGGGAGCUGCCAACAAUGAGCCCAAUCCGCCACCUCCCCCACCGAAGAAACUGCACAGAGUGUGUGGUAAGAUGAGUGGCAGCAACAUGGAGCUGGAUCGCUGCAGCCAACAAGGGUCAGUAGAGAGCCCUACUUCAACUCUACGAGGCCUGGGCAGCUCCAGCCUACCCACUGCCUCCACUGACAACCUGACUGCCGACACUGGUUCUCGGGAUGCAACACGAAUGUCUUGUUCCUCUCCAUUUUCCAGAAGUCCACUGGCCUCAGCUCCAGGGUCUCCUCACCCGCCUUCUCUUGACAGCUUAAGUAACCAACCACCUCCACUCCCAGAGAAAAAAAUGGUUAACCGCACCGUGUCAGCGCCUGACAGCACGAAUGGACGAUCCUUUGUCCGAGCCUACCCACGCCUCCCGUUCACUGGCUCGGAGACCAACGUGUGUCGACCUGCUGAUGUUAGCUCCCGGUGUAGUUUACCAUCCAGCCCUGUUGACCCGCGCCCCAUUUUCUCCUCCAAUGAGUCUCUGGAGCGUUGCCAUGCCCAGCUAAGCCGUCCCUCAAGGUCCCGUACACUGGAUGAGCCACUGAAGACCCACGGGCGUCUGGGUGUCCACUGCCGAAGCAGCGUCACCUGCUCCUCUUCCCCCCAACUCAGCGUGCCCUUCUCAGCCUCAGAACCAGGCUGUGCACCAAAUCUGGGCUCCAGCCUGCAGCUCCAGACCCUUCUAAGUAACAUAGACAGUAGGGAGGGAGUGUACUCCAAACUGGGAGGCCUAUAUGCUGAGUCUUUACGGCGCUUGGCUCUAAAAUGUGAGGAUCACUUCACUCACUCCCAGCGGAACCCACUGAGGUUUGAGGAGAGCAACUGGUCUCUGUUCAGGCUUACCUCAAACAAGCCGAGCUGCAACUCAGGAGAUGCUGUGUACUACUCUGCUGCCUGCGCCUCAGACCCUAGCAACGCCUACGCUGUAAAGAUCUGCAAGAGUCCAUCCAUGGAGGCCAAACAGGGGCAUCUCUACGGUCUGUCGGUGCAGCAGAGCAUGCCUCCCCACUUCAACCUCCAGCAGGACUGUGGACACUUCCUUGCUUGUGUCCCCCAGAGCAUGUUGCCUUCGGACGAAGUCUCUCUUCCCACCACACCUGCUUCAUCACUACCCCAGCCCUCCACAUCUGCGCCUGGUCAGCAGGUGGAACGAGAGCGAGUUGUGGUCAUCACCUCUGAGAUCCCUCAGCAGACGGCGGCUGACUUCGUUCGGGAGUGGGCAGCAUUCCAUAAAUCUCAGCCAGAAGUGUAUGAGCGCCGUGUGUGCUUCCUCCUCCUGCAGCUCUGCCAUGGCCUGGAACACUUGAAGGAGCACGGUGUCACCCACCGCGACCUCUGCCUGGAAAACCUGCUGUUGGUGCCUCAUCUGCGCAGGCCCUCCCAGUUCCCCCAACAGACCACCACUGACACAGGCACCACUAACAGUUCAAGUGGUGCGGACAGUCAGCGUCUUCCGCGGCUCCUCAUCAGCAACUUCGCAAAGGCCAAGCGUCGUUCCUCUGAGGAUGCCACAUCAACCAGUGUGGACCCUCGCAUCAAACGUGACCAUGCCAGAUUAGCACCUGAGAUCGUCUCUGCAGCCCAGUAUCGUAAAUUUGACGAGUUUCAGACAGGCAUCUUGAUCUACGAGCUCCUCCAUCAACCGAACCCAUUCGAGGUGAGCCCAGCUCUUAAGGAGCAAGACUACCGCUGUGAGGAGCUGCCUCCAAUCCCCACAGUCUCCCUUUACUCUGCCGGCCUCCAGCGGCUGGCUCAGCUCCUGCUCCAACCUGACCCCAUCAAACGAAUCCAUAUCCAGGAGGCCAAGCGCAUACUGCAGAGCCUUCUCUGGGGCCCCAGGAGGGACCUGAUGGAGCAGCAGUGGGAGAGACACGGACAGGGGGUUGGCUUUGUUGAUGGAUCCCGACACGAGGGCCUCCUGAAUUGGCUGGAUGUGAAACGGGCACUGCUGAUGAUGAAGUUCGCUGAGCGUUCACUGGAGCCUGAGAGGAACGCAGAGCUUGAGGACUGGUUGUGCUGUCAGUACUUUUCCUCCGCUCACCCUCUGUCUCUCUGCCAUACUGCUGAACUGCUAUACUCACUAAAGUGAUGCCUCACUUUGGGGUUAAAUAUCUGCAGGUGGAGACAAAUUAACAUGUGAAUGCAAAAGACCACCAAUGUCAAGACACUAUGGAUGGGAGAUACUGUGAACAUACCCACCUGUUUGCGCUCCUGUUGUAUUCAUGAGAGCCAUGCAACAACGUAACCGUCCACUAUCCUUUACACAAACUUUAUCCUGCUACGGACUUAGCGAAGAAAUGACAUAAAAAGUUUUUCUUGUAGUUCUUGUAGCAGUCACAGACAUAAUGGACAUAAUCACUAAAACAUUCACUUACCAACUAAAAUCAUUUUGAGCCAGUGAUGCAGAUCUGUAAAAACAAGAUAAAAAAGGAAGAAAAUAGUCACUGUUCAUAAUCCUAUAAUACACUUACCAAAGUUUCAUGUUUGACACUGUAUUGUGUGUAUUUAUUAAACAUCAACUACGCACUGAGAACAGGCUUAUAAUUCAUAGCAUUAUUCUAGCCAGCUGUCAGCCAGCUUUGCAAAUUCAUGUUGAAUCUAGGUAAAUGUGCAGCUAACUUUUUCAUUUAAUAGAAACAUAUGGUCACUAGCAGGCUUACACUGUAUGCACCUUUUUUGUUUAUUCAUGGGCAUAAAGUGCUAUAUUUUACACUGUGUAAACAACAACUUCUCUUUAACCAAAUCAACAGGAAGUUGCGGAGAAAUGCCUAUUUUCCAGUGAAUACUGUUGUAUUAGUUGCACAAUCCUUGUUAGACAGCAUUGCAUAAUAGAGAUUUAGCAUGAAUUAAUCAUAAGCCCUGCUGUCUAACAUCGCAUUAUUAAUUGGCUUAUCAAAACAAUUGGCAAUGUUAGAGAUUGCUUCUACUGAAUGGAUGCCCAGUUUUUUCCCACGCCUACUUUUAGUAUGUAUUUAAAAGUUAUGACAUUUGUCACAGUGCCUUUUGUUCUAUGUAUGUUACAGUGACUCAGAAGCCAAAUGUAAAUAUUACUGAUCAUUCGUCCCUUGUGAAACUGGCCUUUCACAGAAUGUUCUAGGAACAACUGUACAGUAAUUUGUAGAUGAUAUUAAAUAGAAUGAGCCCAAGCAGGUCUUAAAAAGCCAUGAAUACAAGCAGCAGUUAAUAUUUAUGAUAUGUUAUUCUGUAGUAGUCACUGGAAUUACUCUGUGUAUUUUCAUAUGUGCAUAUUGCGUUAUUUCUUUCACAGGCACAGCAAAAGCGCUGGAGGGGAGGUCAUGCCUCUUGCAUCCCAUUUAGGUGGCAGAUGGUGGUUGAGUUCUGGGAUAUUUCAUCUCAAACAAAGAAUUUUCUAACAAAGUUAAGGUUUUAAUAGCCUGAUCCAGGUGACUGAUGUUUCUAAUACUGCAGAAAAAUCAGAUCUUGCAAUUAGUUCAUGAUUGAUUUUUUUUUGUGUGUGUGUUUGCCUCACCUAUUUGCAUCUAUCAAUAAACUGUGCAUAUAUUUUCUCACA
This is a messenger RNA of Plectropomus leopardus (leopard coralgrouper), 5830 nucleotides long. It is a transcript of the gene prag1, whose product is annotated as PEAK1 related, kinase-activating pseudokinase 1. The record is from RefSeq and is a predicted model, not a curated record. Gene Ontology annotation, molecular function: ATP binding; protein kinase activity. Gene Ontology annotation, biological process: protein phosphorylation. Lineage: Eukaryota; Metazoa; Chordata; Actinopteri; Perciformes; Serranidae.